GCCCGCCCAGGCUCCCGCUCCGCGCCGCCGCCCCUCCCCCGCGCGCGCUCCGUCAGCCUCUCCCUCUCCCCUCUCUCCUUCCUCUCUCGCACCUGAGCUCGCGCACCUGCCCGGCCCGGCUCCGCUCCCGCCUCCUUCUUGCCCCUCCCUCUCCGCCCCGGCCGGAAGGCUCUGAUCUCGGCCGCGGGAGCCUCGCGGCUGCGUCACCACCGCCCCCCCCAGACAAGAUGGACACCGCCGAGGAAGACAUAUGUAGAGUGUGUCGAUCAGAAGGAACACCUGAGAAACCUCUUUAUCAUCCCUGUGUAUGUACUGGCAGUAUUAAGUUUAUCCAUCAAGAAUGCUUAGUUCAGUGGCUGAAACACAGUCGAAAAGAAUACUGUGAAUUAUGCAAGCAUAGAUUUGCUUUCACACCAAUUUAUUCCCCAGAUAUGCCUUCACGGCUUCCAAUCCAAGAUAUAUUUGCUGGACUGGUUACAAGUAUUGGCACUGCUAUAAGAUACUGGUUUCAUUAUACACUUGUGGCCUUUGCCUGGUUGGGAGUUGUUCCUCUUACAGCAUGCCGCAUCUACAAGUGCUUGUUUACUGGCUCUGUGAGCUCACUACUGACACUGCCACUGGACAUGCUGUCCACGGACAAUUUAUUGGCAGACUGUCUGCAGGGUUGUUUUGUGGUGACAUGCACACUGUGUGCAUUCAUCAGCCUGGUGUGGCUGCGAGAGCAGAUAGUCCAUGGGGGAGCGCCUGUUUGGCUGGAGCAUGCUGCCCCGCCCUUCAAUGCUGCUGGACACCACCAAAAUGAGGCUCCAGCAGGAGGAAAUGGUGCUGAGAAUGUUGCUCCUGACCAGGCAGCUAACCCACCAGCUGAGAAUGCAGUGGUGGGGGAACACCCCGAUGCCCAGGAUGAUCAGGCAGAAGAGGAGGAAGAGGAGAAUGAGGAGGAAGAUGACGCUGGUGGGGAGGAUGCAGCAGAUGCCAACAAUGGGGCCCAGGAUGACAUGAACUGGAAUGCUUUAGAAUGGGACCGAGCUGCAGAAGAGCUAACAUGGGAAAGAAUGCUAGGACUUGAUGGAUCACUAGUUUUUCUAGAACAUGUCUUCUGGGUGGUGUCUUUAAACACACUGUUCAUUCUUGUUUUUGCAUUUUGCCCUUACCACAUUGGUCAUUUCUCCCUCGUUGGUUUGGGAUUUGAAGAACACGUCCAAGCAUCUCAUUUUGAAGGCCUAAUCACAACCAUAGUUGGUUAUAUACUUUUAGCAAUAACGCUGAUAAUUUGUCAUGGCUUGGCAACUCUUGUUAAAUUUCAUAGGUCUCGUCGCUUGCUAGGAGUCUGCUAUAUUGUUGUUAAGGUCUCUUUGUUAGUGGUCGUGGAAAUUGGAGUGUUCCCUCUCAUUUGCGGCUGGUGGCUGGAUAUCUGUUCCCUGGAAAUGUUUGAUGCUACUCUGAAAGAUCGAGAACUGAGCUUUCAGUCAGCUCCAGGUACCACCAUGUUUCUGCAUUGGCUUGUGGGAAUGGUGUAUGUGUUCUACUUCGCCUCCUUCAUUCUGUUACUGAGAGAGGUACUUCGACCUGGUGUUUUGUGGUUUCUAAGGAAUUUGAAUGAUCCAGAUUUUAAUCCAGUACAAGAAAUGAUCCACUUGCCUAUUUAUAGGCAUCUCCGAAGAUUUAUUUUGUCAGUGAUUGUCUUUGGCUCCAUUGUCCUCCUGAUGCUUUGGCUUCCUAUACGUAUCAUUAAGAGUCUGCUGCCUCAUUUUCUUCCAUACAAUGUCAUGCUCUAUAGUGAUGCUCCUGUGAGUGAACUGUCCCUGGAGCUGCUUCUGCUUCAGGUUGUCUUGCCAGCCUUACUUGAACAAGGACACACUCGGCAGUGGCUGAAGGGGCUUGUGCGAGCGUGGACUGUCACUGCUGGAUACUUGCUGGAUCUUCAUUCCUAUUUAUUGGGAGACCAGGAAGAAAACGAGAACAGUGCAAACCAACAAGUUAACAAUAACCAGCAUGCUCGGAAUAACAAUGCUAUUCCUGUGGUGGGGGAAGGCCUGCAUGCAGCCCACCAAGCCAUUCUCCAGCAGGGAGGGCCUGUUGGCUUCCAGCCCUACCGCCGACCUUUAAAUUUUCCACUCAGGAUAUUUUUGUUGAUUGUCUUCAUGUGUAUAACUUUAUUGAUUGCCAGCCUCAUAUGCCUUACUCUACCAGUAUUUGCUGGCCGUUGGUUAAUGUCAUUUUGGACGGGGACUGCCAAAAUACAUGAGCUCUAUACAGCUGCUUGUGGUCUUUAUGUUUGCUGGCUGACCAUAAGGGCAGUGACAGUGCUGGUGGCGUGGAUGCCGCAGGGACGUAGAGUGAUCUUCCAGAAGGUUAAAGAGUGGUCCCUCAUGAUAAUGAAGACAUUGAUAGUUGCCAUCCUACUGGCUGGUGUCGUCCCACUCCUUCUGGGGCUCCUGUUUGAGCUGGUCAUUGUUGCACCCCUGAGGGUUCCCUUGGAUCAAACCCCUCUUUUUUACCCAUGGCAGGACUGGGCACUUGGAGUCCUGCAUGCCAAGAUCAUUGCAGCUAUCACACUCAUGGGGCCUCAGUGGUGGCUGAAGACCGUCAUUGAGCAGGUUUAUGCAAAUGGAAUCCGGAACAUUGACCUUCACUAUAUCAUUCGAAAGCUGGCUGCCCCAGUGAUCUCUGUGCUCUUACUUUCCCUGUGUGUACCUUAUGUCGUAGCAUCCGGUGUUGUUCCUUUACUAGGUGUUACUGCAGAAAUGCAAAACUUGGUCCACCGGCGGAUUUACCCAUUUUUACUGAUGGUUGUGGUAUUGAUGGGGAUCUUGUCCUUCCAGGUCCGCCAGUUUAAGCGCCUUUAUGAACAUAUUAAAAAUGACAAAUACCUGGUGGGCCAACGCCUCGUGAAUUACGAACGGAAAUCUGGCAAACAAGGCACAUCUCCGCUGCCUCCACAGUUGUCCCAAGAAUAAAGUGGUUGUCUCAGCUACCUUGACCUUCCCCUCGCCUUUACAGGUCCUUUUUUGUGGACUUCUCUCUUUGGAGACUUUUCCCAGUGAUUUCUCAGCGUUGUUUUUAAGUUAAAAUGUAUUUGACUCGUGUUCUCAGCGUUCAGAGCGGCAGUGCAAGGCUCUGCUGCCCUUCCUGCCUCUUCAGCAUUGCCGUCUGAGAGUUGUAUAUGUGUAAAUAGAAGUUCCGGGAUACCCCAAAACCUUGGAUUAAACAGAAUGUGCAUUGUACAUCUUUAAACAAAAUGUAUAUUAAUUUAUUAAAUCUAGUUGUCACUUUAUUUUGGACCUGCUGUGAUCUUAACAGGAAACAUGCCGCAGAGCCAUAGGGCAGAGGCAAGACUAUAAUGACAUCUCCUGCAGCGCAGUGUCAUGUGUUCCUAGCAGUUCGUACUAAGUAAACUGUACAUUCUGUCCGUCUGGGCUGUUCAGAUCUUAGCAAGGACAGAAACGGAAGCAAGUAGAAUCAGCAGUGGAGUGUCUGUGGUAGGAAAACAUGAACUCUGUGCUUCACUGUCAGUCAUUUUUGGAAGUUAUUUUGUAUAACACCAAAGCUGUUGUACAUUUUCUACUGCUUGAUUUCUUUUUCAUGUGUCUGUGUUUGUAAUAUUGUAUAGUAUCUUGUGCUAGAUGAGGAAAUUAUUUUUAAUUUUGAUAAUUUAAUAUCCCUAGUUAUCAGCAUUGGGGGUUGGGUUUUUGUGCUUGUUAGGGGCAUGUCUAUACUUAGAGGGAAAAAAGUCCAGAAGAAGAUUUUUAUGAGUCCUCCCCACCCCCAUACCCAUACGCAGCUAUUUUUUUGGCAGCUGUGGCCAAAAGUUAUACAAGAUCAUAAAUCUUACGGGAUAAUGUCACCACCAGUCCUGAGUCUUACUGGAGUUAGGACACACUGAGAUGUUUGUUAAAUGAAGGUGUGGUUUGUAGUUGUAGCCUGACAGCAUUAGAUUGGUUAGAAUACCCAGUCCUGCUUGCUAGUGCCACAUUGGCUGAGGACUAGGGUACUUUUCUCCUAGUUUUCCAUGAGGAAAUCCCAAAGUUUCCAAAGCUUUUGUUUACAAACAAAACUACAAAUACAACCAACUUGAUUUUAUUUGCCCAGAAGGAAACUGGCUGAACUGGCCUUUUAACAUAGGCGAAUAGAAUGUAUUUUGUUGGAAACAUGCUGUAAAAAUUUCAGAAAACUGAACACUUAUAAACUUGAUUUUUCUCUAAUAACCAAAGCUCCAAGUUAGCAGUGUAGGGAAAUAAUGAGAAUGGUUGGGCACAUGAUCCAACUAUUUAAUGGAUCGUUAAUAUUGUAAGGAGAGUGUUUGUUUUGAAUGAGAACUUAGAAGUUCUCAGAGAAAAUAGACAGCGUCAGUCUUCAGAAUCUAUAAAGGAAUUUCCACAUAGUAUUAAAAUCCAUAGACUCAAAUGAGGAUUUUUAAAACAUGAAAGUCAGCCAAACAUAAGCUACCAAAAUAAAAAGCAAUGUGUUCUAGUUGUUUUCUAUUUCAACAAUUUUCCUGAAGAGGUAAGCAAUUAACUUCACUUUGAGAUAUAUUUUUAAACAUCAGUAUCAAAAAAAAAAAUGCUUGACAUAGGAUUCAGUGUUACACUUCUCAGCACUUUGUAGUAGCCCUUCUCUUGUGUUUGAAAUAGUCUUUGCUAGCCCUGCCUUUACUUAGAAAUUCAGUUCUACUGUGAAAAACUCGGAGCAUUAAAAACGUAAUGCCACCUUUUGUGGUAUAUGUCUAUAGAAAUUGCUCUUUGGGAGAAAAAUAACAAAUUGGGCAUAUAACAAUUUAGGUUUAAUUUUUCAGAGAAGUUGUAGAUAUUAUAUAAAGUAAUUGGAACACAUCUGUUUUAUAAGAAAGAUUUAGGCAGAUUCCACAAAAGAUUAAAAAUUGUUACUCUACAAAAUUUUAAAUCUUAUGAGAUAUUUUGUUAAAAAAAAUACAGAUAUAGAUGAAUGGCUAGCAAGUUGCCCUCCUUUUCACUGGCAGGUAACUUUUCUCUGGUCAUAAGGACCCCUGGGCUUUCCAGUCGUGCUUUGUCCUGCUGUUUUCAGUAAGAUGAGUACAUCUGCAAGGAAAGCCUUUGCUGGCAUAAUACUUAAUUUGGGUAGCACCAAGAUGUUCUUAUUAACUAAUAGUCUUACAAAUAUUUAAAACCUCUAGUGGAGAAUGUGCUAGUAUUGAUGCACUUCUUAAAAAAAGUUUUUUUUUAACAGUGUAGUUUGCUUCAUUUUACAUUGGGCAAAACAGUUUUCAAGGAAGUUAAUUAGGAAAGAAGACCUUUCUGCUUAAUUUUUACUAUUUAUAUAUUGAAGACAAAUCAACAUUUGGGGUUAGUUUUACAUGACCAGUUAUCAAAUGGUCAUAAUAUGAAGUGUGCAGUUGUUUAAUAUUAGCAAAUUAUGUUUGAUUUUAAAACUAUGAAGUACUAAUAGUUGAGAUCAAAACUGAAGAAAAUGCCAAUGUGAAGUUUGUGUACAGCUAGCCUUAAAAAAGCUCCAUGUUUUUAGAUGAUUUUUUCCUGUUAGUUCUCUGGAGAAACAAUGGAGAUUGGACAUCUCAAUUCCAGAUGUAAACAAAAAGUAGUUUUUAUUUCAACAUUUAAUAUAGCUGUUAUUACUGUG
Molecule: messenger RNA, 5613 nt
Organism: Manis javanica (Malayan pangolin)
Lineage: Eukaryota; Metazoa; Chordata; Mammalia; Pholidota; Manidae
Gene: MARCHF6
Product: membrane associated ring-CH-type finger 6
Biological process (GO): ERAD pathway
Cellular component (GO): endoplasmic reticulum membrane
Molecular function (GO): zinc ion binding
Source: RefSeq, a predicted model, not a curated record